Candoia aspera is the source of this 2483-nucleotide messenger RNA. It is a transcript of the gene PGRMC2, whose product is annotated as progesterone receptor membrane component 2. NCBI's taxonomy places the organism in Eukaryota, Metazoa, Chordata, Lepidosauria, Squamata, Candoiidae. The record is from RefSeq and is a predicted model, not a curated record. The coding region runs from base 39 to 653 and encodes 204 amino acids. Gene Ontology annotation, cellular component: endomembrane system; endoplasmic reticulum; membrane. The transcript is spliced from 3 exons.
GGAGCUGUUCCUUUCAGGCAGGCGCUGGCUGGGCAGUGAUGGCGGACGAUGGGAUUGGGAAGCUAAGGACGGAACAAGGCGGCAACGGCGGCCCGCCGGAGACGGCGGAUGCCGCUACCGGAAGCUGGCUCGGGGGAAGCUGGCUCGACAUGCUAUUAAUCUUGACGCUGGUGAUCGUGACGCUUUUCGCUUAUCAGGUCUACAAGCGCUGGGGCAAAAGGAUCGGAGCGGGGGGCGCGGCGCAGCAGAGCCAGGCCCACUCCUUGCCCCGCAUGAAGCGGCGGGACUUCACUCUGGAGCAACUGCGCGAGUACGACGGCGCGCGAUUGCCGCGCAUUCUUCUGGCCGUCAACGGCAAAGUCUUCGAUGUGACCAAAGGCAGCAAGUUCUACGGGCCCGAAGGUCCUUAUGGAAUAUUUGCUGGCAGAGAUGCCUCAAGGGGGCUAGCAACUUUCUGUCUAGAUAAAGAUGCACUCAGAGAUGAAUAUGAUGAUCUAUCGGACUUAAAUGCUGUGCAAAUGGAAAGCGUUAGGGAAUGGGAAAUGCAGUUUAAAGAAAAAUAUGACUAUGUAGGUAGACUCCUAAAGCCAGGAGAGGAACCAUCAGAAUAUACAGAUGAAGAAGAUACCAAGGAUCACACUAAACAAGAUUGAACUUUGUAAAUCACCAAAGUCAGGGGCCUUUGGAACUGCAGUCUUUUAUUCCCCAUCAAAGAAUGCCCUACACCUUUGGGUACAAUUCAACUGCUACAGAAAAUAAUUCAGUAUGUUUUGUAUAUGAUCCUUUCCUGAUGAAGAUUUGAUUUGAUCACUAGGCAUUCUUUGUGCUGCCAAACAUUUAUUCUUUUUUUCCCUUUUUUUUGUUGUUGAAAUAUAUAUGUGUCUGGAAAGGCUUCAUUAAUGAAAUGGGGGCCAGGUAUUUAAAAUUCAAAGAAAACAAUUUCUUGCAGCAUGUUGAAGCCUUUGAACACUUUGUUAUUUACAGGCUUAUAUUUUUCAUGUGUAAUUUCUACUCUUUGAGCCCUAAAUGGAAAACAAACCUAGUUCUUUUAAGGAAUCCAUAGUUAACAUAGUGGCUGAAACAUAAUAAAUGGGAAUGCUCAGACUAGUUUGUGGGCUGUUGGUUUCUAUGACAGAAAACUAUUUUAGAUCUCUGCAGAUUACAUGGUUUCAGAUAAGAUUCUCCUGAAGGAUAGAGGAAAAUUUAUUUGCAGAAGUUAUCAUCUGAAACCUGCCUUCUAUGCUUGUCUUUCCCCUGAAUCAGUUCAAAAUAAUUGUGCCUUAUUUCACUUAGACUUGAAUUGUUUUAAAGGAAAACCCAAAAUAUAGCAUGAGUCACUAAAAGCAGCAUCAAAGAUUGGCUAGAACAGUCAGUUAACUGGAACAAUUGAUGUCAUUUUGUAUAUAGAAUAUAAAGAAAAACACACACACACACACACAAUGUGGGUCUGUAUACAUACACAUGCAAACUUCUAACAGUGUAAUGGCCAAAUGCAUUCUCCCUUUGCUUUUUAAAUAAGCUCAAUUAGUCCUUUCCAUCCCCAGGGAGCUCCUUGAAGGUGAGGAGCCUAACCUCAUAUCAUUGUGAAAUGAGGGUAUGCAUGGGUAUGGGUGCUCGAGUGCAAGAAGUGGGAGGAUUGUUCCUGCAGAUACUGUAAAUAUGAAUACAAUUUUAAUAAAGCAUGUAAAAUACCAAAUGUGCUGUCAGACUUUAUGUAGAUGCUGUAAAGCUAGUAUUGGUGGCUAGGACUCUAUAUGUUUCAGGAAAAAAAAGAAAAUGACUUAAUAUUUUUGCACUGUUAUUAAAUAAACCAUUGGCCAGCUAUUUUUUUAAUAAUUUCAUCAUCUGUAAUAUGCAAAAGGUGACAGUUUCAGUAAAUAAAAACAGUGGCAUAUAUCUGCAUUGAACAUACAUCUGGAAAUGCUUUGGUUACUAGAUUUCAUUGAAUUUGUCAUUUUCUUUCCUCAGCCUAUUAAUUGCAUAACUUCUUUAUUUUUUGAUAUAGCAAGUACAUUAAAAAAUGGAACUUAAAUUUUCUUCCAGGCUUUUGCAAACUAUUCAGAACACUAAGCUAGCUGUCGUACCCAACAUUUAGAUGGAAAAGCAUGCAAUAAAACAGCAGUGAGUUUGGCAAGAAGGGAAAUGUGAUCUUCAGUACAUCUGUUAGAGUACCUUCCACAAAAAUAUUAUGUGAAAAAUAUCUUGUCCAAAAUGACCAAAUAGUUCUGGCCUUUGCUCAGGUUGGUCUAUGAAUGGUGAUUAUUGGUACAGUGUCUAUAGAAAAGUGCUGUUCCCCCCCCCUUGUUUUUUUGAUGUGAACAUUUCGUUGCAUUUACUAAUUUUAAUGUCUAAGCCUCCAUUGACGAGCCAGUUAUAACUCUUCUACUCCAAAAUUUUAUUCUACAAUUGAAAUUAUGCAGUCUGUUUUGAGAAAUGAACAAUUUGUGUUCUUUUUUAAAAAAAUAAAGUGUUCUGUAAAUACA